GAAAUUUCUUUAUGCAUCGUCAUGGCUCUCUUUGAAAUUUGCGGAAUUAAUUCUCGUUCAAACUUCAAAACCACUGAACACGACGAGUUAGAAGAUGUAUUGUCGUCGUUUAAAACUAUUGGGAAUCCUUGUCAACUAGCUUUGCCACCAUUGAGUUGUCCUAGUAACACCUACAGUAAGAACCCUGUUGAUGAGCAUGGCAGAGAAAUGAAGAUAAACUAUGACCAUGGUACCACAACACUAGGGUUCAAAUAUCAAGGAGGAAUUGUUCUUGCUGUAGAUUCUCGAGCAACUGGGGGGCAGUACAUCGGAUCUGGAUCAGUGAAAAAAAUCAUUGAAAUCAAUGACUUUUUGCUUGGAACAAUGGCUGGUGGUGCUGCUGAUUGUACUUAUUGGGAACGUGUUCUUUCAAAACAGUGCAGACUUUAUGAACUUCGUAACAAAGAACGCAUUUCUGUUGCCGCUGCAUCGAAACUGCUCGUUAACAUGGUGUACAACUACAAAGGCAUGGGACUUAGCAUGGGAGUUAUGAUUGCAGGAUGGGAUAAAAAGGGCCCUGGUUUGUAUUACGUUGAUAAUGAUGGAACAAGGACCCCAGGGCAGGUCUUUUCUGUUGGAUCUGGAUCUCUAUAUGCAUAUGGUGUGCUUGACUCUGGCUACAAACCUGACCUAACUGAUGAAGAAGCUUAUGAAUUGGGUCGUAGGGCCAUCUAUCACGCAACUUAUCGUGAUGCAAGCAGUGGUGGCAUCAUUCGAGUCUAUCACAUUAAGAGCACCGGAUGGGUCAAGAUAUCCGAACAAGAUUGUACGGAGCUUCAUUAUCAGUACGAAGAAGCUGAGAGAACUUCAAAAUAACUUGUAACGUCAUGCAAUCUGGACGACACAAUAAAAUUCACUUUCGAAUCC
Daphnia pulicaria is the source of this 906-nucleotide messenger RNA. RefSeq names its product proteasome subunit beta type-5-like. Lineage: Eukaryota; Metazoa; Arthropoda; Branchiopoda; Diplostraca; Daphniidae. Gene Ontology annotation, molecular function: threonine-type endopeptidase activity. Bases 22 to 855 code for a protein of 277 amino acids. Gene Ontology annotation, cellular component: proteasome core complex. The transcript is spliced from 6 exons. The record is from RefSeq and is a predicted model, not a curated record.